GCUAACACUCAGACAAGACAGUACACUACACUACAGGGAACACUGAGCAAGAACAUUGCGUCACAACGUCUCGAUCUCAAGUCUAUAAAGCUCUCGCAAUUAAUCUCAAACACUUUGACGUUUAGAAUUUCAACUCGGGAGUGUGAAUUUAUUGACUGUUGUGGAACCGUAACUUGUUAGUGAAGCACCCAACGCACAUAGUCUAUAUUUAUAGCAGUGUCUGCCUCACUCAUAACCCAACCAAUGAUGUAAGCCGACGCCAUGAAAUCGACCUUUCAACGAAGAAAAUUCUUCACCCACACUGGAACUUUCAUUAAAAUUGCGAAGUUAAAAAAAAAACACUGUCAGAGCUGAGGCUUAUACACUAAUCGCAGCGGUUUGAGAUUGGUUUCGUCGAGCGGUUCCAAGUCGCCGCAAGAUGGACGGAUUGUGGCUGGCAUGUCUGCGGCUAACUUUACUGGUAAUACUCGGUCUUUUCGGAACUGGGAGGACGCAACAAAUAGGAGAUCUCCGUCUAGUCAAUGGACCGUUCCCCAAUGCUGGCCGGGUAGAGAUGUACCUCGGUUUCCGGGGCUGGUUCACGACUUGUGACGGCAGCUGGAGCAUCGACGAUGCCAUCGUGGUGUGCCGGCAGCUGGGAUUCCCGGGGGCUGCGCUAGCGAGAGCCCGGUCCCCAUACGGGGGAGUAGUCGGAAUGCCCCUGGCUAGAGAUUGGAAGUGCAGAGGUGAUGAAAAGCGCUUGGAUGACUGCAGUUACACGGGGAAACCAAGGUGCACUGAUGCAGUAGGGGUCAUCUGUCAAGGACCAGGCUACGUGGGAUGCUACGCCGACUUCUCUGGGAAUUUCAACUCCGUCCUUCGGGAUAGCUACGUAGCCACGGACAUCAUGACUGUAUCGUCUUGCAGGAGCCAUUGCGAGGGCAUCGAUUCCCUCCUGGCCGGCUUGAAGAACGGUCAAGAGUGCUACUGUAGCAAGGAGAGCGGAGUCCUCGCGCCGAGGACCAAGAAGUCAGACGGGCAGUGCCAGAUGCCUUGCGCCGGUAACAUCGAUGAGGUGUGCGGUGGUGGGGCGUCAAUGGUCCGAUCGUCUGGUCCCGAUAGAUUAACGGUGUUUGACGUGACUCUCGGUAAAUGUCAGCCGGGUGAACUAAAAAAUGGGCGUGCCCUGGAUUAUGAAUAUUCAUUCAAUGACGUCAUGCGCUUUGAGUGUAAUGCAGGCUACCGUAUGACGAACGCAUCCGCUCUCCGAUGCGUCAUGCUCCCAGACGGGACCGGAAGCCACGUGACCUGGAACGCCUCGUUCCCAAGUUGCCAAGAAAUAAUAGACACCCAACCCAGGAUGGCGCAGGGGGAAUCGAUUGCUGGAUACGAUUCUAAAGAUCAUCAGUACAUCACAGUAGUAGCAGUCAUGUUUGGAGUACUAGUUUUGUUGUUUUCAGCCAUCAUCUUUCUUUUCGCUAGAAAGAAGAUGUCAGCAAGAAAAGAUGAACGUCGAAGGAUAACAUCUAUCAGGAGCGACCCCCCGCCAAGCUAUCAAGAUUUGGUGCUAGACUACGAACCCAUAGCUGACCCUAAAACCGGUUCAUACCCGAUCCAACCGGAUCAAACCGAUAACGGCCUGUACCAGACUCUUGCUCUGCCACCGGACCGACCACCGAGCUAUGAUUUACGAGUCAAUGUACCGGGCCACCCAACCUACCCAGAAAAACUCUGGAGACAUGCGGCAAAGAGGUGAACUAAUGACCUCCAAGGAUCACGGUUUGGUUUUCGAUCUUGGGAUGACGUCUCAAGAUGAUGUGACGGUUUAUACAUCAGUUGUGUACUAGUAUUAGUUCGGACUCUGCUGAAAUGUGAGAGCCCAGAAAGAUGUCUGUUUGAUGAAAAGUAUUGUGUAGAACCAAUAUUAUUGAUUGUUUCAGCGAAACAAGUUUGAUACUAGAAAGUUGUUUAUUUACCGCCGUUCUAUCGUCAAUCGACUAAAUAAUAAUCCAGCUAAUUUGUCUAUCUUCGUAUGAACUUAGUUAAAAUCCCUUACUUCUAAGUGAAUGAGCUAAUUGAGCUUGGCAAACAUAACUUUAAGUUUGAGUGGGCAGUGCGAGGUCGUUUACCAGCUUAAUGCUCUAAUAGACUAGUUUAAGAAC
Molecule: messenger RNA, 2141 nt
Organism: Asterias rubens (European starfish)
Lineage: Eukaryota; Metazoa; Echinodermata; Asteroidea; Forcipulatida; Asteriidae
Product: CUB and sushi domain-containing protein 1-like
Exons: 8
Coding region: 419-1735 (438 amino acids)
Cellular component (GO): membrane
Source: RefSeq, a predicted model, not a curated record